AUGAGCCUAAUCUUCAGGAGCAAAAAUAUGGCGACGGCUAAAGAAGUUGACAUGUACACCGCCGAUGAUAUUCAGGUGCUUGAGGGCAUGGAAGCCGUGCGCAAGCGCCCCGGCAUGUACAUCGGAAGCACCGACCAGCGCGGACUCCACCACCUCAUCUACGAGAUUGUGGAUAACGGCGUGGACGAGUUCAUGGCAGGCUUCUCAACCCGUGUCUCCAUACACAUCCAGUCUGAUGGCACGGUGCGGAUUGAGGACGAUGGGCGUGGCAUCCCGGUGGAUGUUCACCCCGCAACCGGCAUGACGGCUGUGGAAACGGUCAUGACUACCCUCCAUGCGGGCGGCAAGUUCGGCGGCAAGGCGUAUGCCGUCUCCGGCGGGCUGCACGGCGUAGGCGCAUCCGUGGUCAACGCGCUCUCGGAGAGCCUUGAAGUCGAGGUGAGCCGAGAUGGUCAGCUUUACAGGCAAUCCUUCUCGCGCGGUCGUGGUCAGUCCGAACUCACAUCCGAGUCGCUUCCAAGGGGCAGCCGCCGCAAUACGGGCACUGCCGUCACCUUCAUGCCUGAUGUCGAGAUAUUCGAGGAGUUCGCAUACGACUUCGAUGUGCUGCGCCAGCGCUUCAAGGAGAUGGCAUAUCUGAACAAGGGACUGGAAAUUACAUUCCGCAGCGACUGGCCCGCCCACGAUAAUCUAUGGCCCAACAACGAAGUAACUUACUACUUCGAGGGCGGCAUAUCCAGUUUCGUGCGCAGCCUGAACCAGAAGCGCGCCGUCGUCCACCCUGACCCCAUUUAUGUGGAGAAGAAGAUCGACAAUACCAUCGUCGAGGUGGCGAUGCAGUACAAUGACAGCUUCACAGAGUUCGUCCACUCUUUCGCCAACUGCAUCAACACCAUCGACGGAGGCUCGCACAUCACCGGAUUCCGCAGCGCUCUGACGCGCAUCGUCAACGACUAUGGUCGCAAGCAGAACCUCAUUAAGGACAACGAACCGAACCUCGCCGGCGAGGAUGCGCGCGAGGGAUUGGCGGCGGUCAUCAGCGUGAAGCUCACGGAUCCGCAGUUCGAAGGACAGACCAAGACGCGACUCGGCAAUCCGGAGGUCAGGACGCAGGUUGAGAGCGUGGUCGCCGAGGCACUCCAGUAUUACCUCGAAGACAAUCCACAGGAUGCCAAGCGCAUCAUAGAGAAGUGCCUCACCGCGCAGCGAGCGCGAGACGCAGCCCGCAAGGCGCGAGACCUCAUCAUCCGCAAGAACGCGAUGGACGGUGGCGGUCUGCCCGGCAAGCUCGCCGACUGCUCCGAAAAGAACCCGGAGUUCUGCGAAAUCUACCUUGUGGAGGGCGAUUCGGCGGGCGGCACGGCGAAGAUGGGGCGCGACCGCAGGACACAGGCGAUUCUGCCGCUAUGGGGCAAGAUUCUGAACGUGGAGAAGGCGCGCGCCGACAAGAUGCUCGCCCACGACGCGAUACGCUCCAUGAUAACCGCCAUCGGCGCAGGGCUUGACGACGACAUCGACCUCAGCAAGCUACGAUACCACCGCAUCAUCAUCAUGACCGACGCCGAUGUGGACGGCUCGCAUAUUCGCACGCUGAUUCUCACCUUCUUCUUCCGCCACAUGAAGCCGCUCAUCGAGCACGGGCAUCUCUACAUCGCGCAGCCGCCCCUGUACAAGAUAAGCUCGGGUCGCCAAUCGCACUACGCAUACAGCGAGGGCGAGCGCGAGGGAAUAAUGACGCAGCUCAACGGGAGGCGCAACAUCUACUUACAGCGCUACAAGGGCCUUGGCGAGAUGAACGCCGAGCAGCUCUGGGAGACCACGAUGGACCCGGAGAAGCGUACCCUCUUGCAGGUCGACAUCGCUGACGCCGCUGGCGCCGACGAUAUGUUCUCCGUUCUUAUGGGCAAUGUAGUGGAGCCGCGCCGCAACUUCAUUCAGGCGCAUGCGCUUGAGGUGAAGAACCUUGAUGUGUAA
Molecule: messenger RNA, 1974 nt
Organism: Geodia barretti
Lineage: Eukaryota; Metazoa; Porifera; Demospongiae; Tetractinellida; Geodiidae
Source: the annotation of a GenBank genome assembly